AUGAGCUCGAAUUCCUCUACAGCGGGCUCCCACCCUUACUCCUCAGAUAUGGAGGAAUCUGACUUCCUCAAACGCAACCGUUUGAUACACUGGGCUCGCCUUGGUCUCUCUGUCUUGAUUACUAUCGCGGCCAUCGCUACCGUUGCCUGUGAGGCGGUCCCUCUGCGCCACUACAAUGACACCUCUAAAUGGUCGAGUGAUGAUCUGCCCCUGUGGCCCGUGAACUUUGACUUGCGUCCCACCAUUGCAGCACUGGCCUGCGGCUGUGUGAUUACAGCUUUGAAUUUGGUCUAUGUGGUCGCUGCCCUUCUCCCUUCGCCCCACCCCCGAAUCAAGUUGCUCAACUCGUACUCCUCCCUGUCGGCCAUUAGCGGGUUCAUCGCCGCCCUAGUCGGCAUCAUCUUCAUCAUCUACCGCCCCUCCUCAAACUACCCAUCCGGCUUCACCGAGAAUGAAACCUUGUACAGCUGGACCUGCAAGUGGAAGAAUGGAUCUGACGGACAGACAAUCCCAAUCGACUUUUCGCGGGAUUGCCACGACACCCGCGCUGGAUUCGCACUUCUUUGCCUGACCCUGGGGCUGGAAAUUCUCAUGGGUAUUGCUGCUGCCGUUGGCUCUCUGUCCCAGAAGGGUGUCUCACGGCGCAGGGAAGAGCAGUUCCAACUUGAGAAGUUGGAGAUUGCUACGAAGCAGGCUUACCGGGGUUAA
Penicillium waksmanii is the source of this 708-nucleotide messenger RNA. RefSeq lists its product as uncharacterized. The transcript is spliced from 2 exons. The record is from RefSeq and is a predicted model, not a curated record. NCBI's taxonomy places the organism in Eukaryota, Fungi, Ascomycota, Eurotiomycetes, Eurotiales, Aspergillaceae. The coding region runs from base 1 to 708 and encodes 235 amino acids.